AUGUUUGGCCGGGGCCCCUCCUCCGCAGUGUCUACAGCAUCUGACUCGGUUCUCUCUCCCCUGUUCCCUCUCUUAGGAAACAAAGCAGGCAGUGCCGCGAACCAGCCGUGCAGCACUUCUCCAUACACAGACAGAACACCCCAGACAACUGCUGCAGCAGCCAUCAGCCGCCGGGCAGCUGUGGGCCCCUGGGGCUUGGCUUCGCUUCCCAUUGGGGGCAGCAGGAGCUUCAGAAGGGGCCCUGCACGGACUCUGCGGCGCGCUGUACUCGCCGCAGUAAAGGGGGUCUUCGGUUCUGCACAGCUGCCUGAGCCAGGCUCCCCCCUCACAGGCAAAUCCUUGCACACGGGUGACAGCAGCAGCAGCAGCAGCAGCAGCAGCAGCAGCAGCAGCAACAGCCGACAGCAGCCGCCUUGCCCCCCCUUGAAAGCUUCAGCUUCUCCUCUUGAUCCCCUCACAGACCACCACAACUCCUCAGAGGGUGGCUGCAGUGCGAGCCGCUCUGCCUUAUCUGUGCAGCAAGAACAGAGGGAGAGCGAGGCAGCAGCAGCAGCAGCAGGAGAGGCAGCAGCAGCAGCAGCAGCAGCAGACACCGAAGCAGAGACUAAAUAUGCGGGAAUCACAGCGCGGCUGCGGCAAGCUUUGCGGGGAUGUGUACAGAGGAUGGGGUGGAGAGGACUCAGCCGCCUGGCAGGCAGCGAGGGCCCCCCCUCCCCUGCUCCUCCCGCUGUACCCCCCGAGGGGCCCCUAGGGUUCGUUGGGGCCCCUGCAGCUGCUGCUGCUGCUGCUGCUGCAGCUGCUGCUGCAGCACAGGAUGCCUCCCCCUCAUCUAUGGAGGGGGGAUCUGUCCAUACACCUGAGAAGGUAGAAACAGAAAACCCGCAGCAGCCAAUUACGCACACCGGGGCCCCCCCUCCCCCUGCAGCAGCAGCAGCUGCAGCAACUGCAGCAGCUGCAGCAACUGCAGCAGCUGCAGCAACUGCAGCAGCUGCAGCAGCUGCUGCUGAGGCAGGGGAAGGGGACUGUAAAGGGGAGAGCAGUGCCAGCCAGCAGCAGCUGAGGCCUCCUCUUGAGGAGAAGAUGCAGCAGCAGACACAGCAGCAGACGCAGCUGCCAGAGGUGUUGCAGGCGCCGCAGCAAACGGAACACCACUCACCGCAGCAGCAGCAACAGCAGCAGCAGCAGCAACAGCAGCAGCAAAAGGAGCAGGAGGGGGACCAUAACAAAGCAGAGGACUCUGAAGCCGCCGCGCUAGGCGUCGCUGCCAGUGCUGACACAGCUGCUGCUCCUCUGCCCCCGGCAGCAGCAGCAGCAGCACCAGCAGCACCAGCAGCAGCAGCAGCAGCAGCGGCAGAUGAAGGAGAGGAAGCACCGCUAGAUGCAGCCAGCAGUAUAUCGUCUGCGUCUGCAGCUGAGGGAGAAGGGGGCCCCUUGGGGCCCCCAAAAGAAGAGAAGCCUGAAGAGGAGAGAGCAGAAGCAACAGACAAAGAAAAAACAAAAGAAGAGCGGGGGGCCCCUGGGGGCCCCCCACCCGUCGAGCCAGCUGCAGCAGCAGCCCCAGUACACCAGCCAGCCGCUCGCAGCAGCAGUGAAGACGCGCCCCUGCAGCAGCAGCAACAACAACAACAACAACAACAACAGCAGCAGCAGCAGCACGAGCAGCAGCAGCAGCAGCAGCAGCAGCAGUAUGCUGUGCAUCAAGCGGAAGGCCCAGGCUUGCAGACUGUAGAGGACGCUGCACAGCAGCAGCUGCAGCAGCAGCAGCUGCAGCAGCUGCUGCACUUCUUAAAGGGUACACUGCAGCAGCAAACGGUAGCAGCAAACACUUUAUCUGCUUUCCUUGCAGCAGAGAGAACCCGCAGGAUAGCGCAGCCAGCAGCCUACGUGCUUUUGUCAGGGGGCCCCCCUGGGGCCCCUAUUACCCGCACAACACCAGCAGCAGCAGCAGCAGCAGCAGCAGGAGGAGGAGGAGGAAGCAGCAGCAGCAGCAGCAGCAGCAGCAGCAGCAGUGGAAACUCUGCUGCUGAAUACCUGCUCAGGGGGGGCCUCCUCGACGCCCUCAGCCGCAUACUCAGCAGCUCUCCCCCGAGGCCCUUCUGGCCCCGUUGGUUGCAGCGGGGGGCCCCCCUUGCUGCUGCGCGUGAGAGGCGUUUGCUGCUGCAGCUGGCUGCAUGCGGGCCCCAUGUAGAGCAGCAAAUUGCGCAGCACCAGGGGCUGAUGAGCAGCAGCAGCUGCAGCUGA
Eimeria mitis is the source of this 2241-nucleotide messenger RNA. RefSeq lists its product as uncharacterized. The coding region runs from base 1 to 2241 and encodes 746 amino acids. The transcript is spliced from 4 exons. Lineage: Eukaryota; Apicomplexa; Conoidasida; Eucoccidiorida; Eimeriidae. The record is from RefSeq and is a predicted model, not a curated record.